AUGUACACGAUCGACGGCAGCCAGAAAUAUGUGGAAUCGUCGCUGGGCUGGGCUGGUGAGCGCGGCGAGGACUCCAGCUACGACUCGGAGUGCGAGGAGGAGGUUGGCCACAGGGCCGCCUCCCGCACCCCGUCGGACACCCUCGCCGCUGAGUUCGCCGAGUACGUGACGUUAGCACCCCCGCCGCAGCCCAACCAGGCGAAAAUCGAUUUCGCCGUCAAGCUGGGCUACUCGGAGCGUUUGGCGCGCAUCGCUUUGCAGCGUCUCGGGCCCGACCCGCCGCGGAACGAGCUGCUAGCGGAGCUGAUAAAGCUCGCGGCGAAACAACCGCCCAGGGCGCGCUCCCCGCCGCCGCCGGCGGAGCCUGACCUACCGCCGGAGCGCGCGCCCUUACGGCACAUCGUCAUCGACGGCAGCAACGUCGCUAUGAGCCAUGGAAACAAAGAAGUUUUCUCGUGCCGCGGCAUCGAGAUAUGCGUGGACUGGUUCCGCAGUCGGGGCCACAAGGAGAUCACGGUGUUCGUGCCGAAAUGGCGAAAAGAGGCCUCCCGGCCCGACAACCCAGUGGCCGACCGGGACGCGCUCGACCGCCUCGAAAGGGAAAGGGUGCUCGUGUACACGCCCAGCCGGUUGCUCGGCGGCAAACGGCUCAUCUGCUACGACGACAGGUACAUCCUCCGCCUCGCCGCCGAGACGGACGGGAUCGUCGUCUCCAACGACAACUACCGGGACCUCGCCGCCGAGAGCCCAGAGUUCCGCAAGGUGGUCGAGGGGCGGCUGCUCAUGUUCUCGUUCGUGAACGACCGCUUCAUGCCGCCGGACGACCCGCUCGGCAGGUCGGGGCCCACGCUGGACGCGUUCCUGCGCGCGCCCCCCGCCAGGGCGGAGCCGCCGCCCGCCUGCCCCUACGGCCGCAAGUGCACGUACGGCAACAAGUGCAAGUUCCACCACCCCGAGCGCGCGGGCCGCCCGCACAAGCCGGUGGCCGAGAGGCUCUCCGAGCGCGCCGCCCGGGCGCUCAGGGCGCGCGACCUGCACACGCUGAGCCUGCCGGCGGGCGGCCGGCCGGCGGACAACAAGCGGCCGCUGGCGCGCGCGCACUCGGCCGCCCCGCGCCUCGCCGACGCCGCGCUCGCGACGCACUUCGAGCGCGCCCAGGUGCUGCCCGGGCCCUCGCAGCCGCCGCCGGACGCGAACCCGCACAGGAAGCUGGCGCGGCAGCUGACCCUGAACCCCUCGUGCGACCCGCGCCUGCACGCGGCCGCCUCGAGGGUGGCCUCCGCGCCGGUGGGCGCCGCGGCGGCCGUGGGCCGCGCCCUCCCGCUCUCCCCCUGCGCCUCCGAGGGCGCGCUGCAGCACUGGGAGGCGCGCCGCCGCAUGCACUUCCACCUGGCGGGCAUCUUCCCGGAGGCGCAGGUCGCCGAGGCGAUGGCCGCCCACCCGCAGGAGACCGACGCCCAGACAAUGUGCGCGAUCAUCUUGGACCGGUACAGGCCGAGCGAGGCGCCGCCGCCCCCCCGCCCCCCGCACCUA
This is a messenger RNA of Iphiclides podalirius (scarce swallowtail), 1533 nucleotides long. The record is from the annotation of a GenBank genome assembly. Lineage: Eukaryota; Metazoa; Arthropoda; Insecta; Lepidoptera; Papilionidae.